ACUGCUUGGUUAAAGAGUGCCUCUAACUGUUAUAAAAACAUUUUCUUACUUAAUCGUUAUUCCGAUGAAUUAAUAGGUUCGUGAAAACCGAUAAAAUUUUAAUGACGCAAUGACUAUAUCAAAGUUUGUAAUGGUGAUAAUGCUUGUAAAACCACAAGAACUCGAUCGCGUACAUCAUUGACAGGUGGUACAGGAAUGUGGGAAAACAGAUAGGAUUAUCCGCGAAAACGAUCUGUUACACGAUCGGUUAAGUGAAAGAAUCUGCGGAUCAACAAGCAGAUUCGGUUGUGAUGAGCGACUCCGAACAGCGGCAACUGCACGUGCCUUAUAGAGAGUAUCAUAGCCAGAAUAACACUAACACUUCUGCCCUGGUGGAAACAGAUGCACUGGUAGAUCUAUCAACCACAUCUAAUAAUUGUUUGCCAGUGAACAGCAACGAGAGCUCGGAAUUAAUACCGGACGUUGAGUUUGUUCCAAAUCUGAGCAACGAACAACCCAUAACCAUUGAUUCCCCUGGAAUUGACCGGGAGAGCCAGCCUCUCCUUGGUCGGUUGGAGCUUGAUGUUACAUUUAAUCGUUUUCCUGAUGAUCCACAAUUCUCUGAAUUAGUAUGGCAGGCUGAAUGUGCAAUAGAUAAUGGAAUUUUUCCCGAAAGGAUAUACCAAGGAUCAAGUGGAAGUUACUUUGUAAAAAAUCCUACAGGGAAAGUAAUUGGUGUAUUCAAGCCAAAAGAUGAAGAACCCUAUGGAAGAUUGAAUCCAAAGUGGACAAAAUGGAUGCACAAGCUUUGUUGUCCUUGUUGUUUUGGGAGAAGUUGUUUAAUUCCCAAUCAAGGAUAUUUGAGCGAGGCUGGUGCAAGUUUAGUUGAUCGUAAAUUAGGUCUCGGCAUAGUUCCAAAUACAAGAGUAGUGAAACUCGUCAGUAGAACAUUCAACUACCCACGCUUAGACCGACAGAAAGCCCGGAUGAAGCAAGCGAUUAUGGAUCAAUUCCCUACAGUUGGCUCGCAUUUCAAUCGGAUUGGUUUACCACCAAAAGUUGGUUCUUUCCAAAUUUUCGUGGAUGGCUACAAAGAUGCCGAUUAUUGGUUGAGACGAUGGGAACACGAACCCUUAUCACCGCGUCUCAGUAGGGAAUUUCAACUGCAAUUUGAACGCUUAGUUAUUUUGGACUACAUAAUUAGAAAUACAGACAGAGGUAACGACAAUUGGUUAAUCAAGUAUGAUAAUACUAUGGGAAAAAACGGAUCGGACCAGGGCGAGGUUCAAAUUGCCGCAAUAGAUAAUGGUUUAGCCUUCCCUUUCAAACAUCCUGACUCGUGGCGUGCCUAUCCUUAUCACUGGGCAUGGUUGAGUCAAGCGAAGCAACCGUUUAGCGAAGUUACGCGGGAGCUUGUAUUACCGCAACUUUCGGAUCAGAAUUUUGUGCAAGAUCUUUGCGACGAUUUGUAUCAAUUGUUCAAAGUAAGUCCCGCAAAAUGGCAAUUGUUCAAACAAGACAAAGGUUUUGAUCGGCAUCAUUUUGACAAACAAAUGAGCGUGAUGCGCGGCCAGAUCUUAAAUUUACAACAAGCUUUAAAGGAUGCGAAAAGCCCAGUGCAAUUGGUUCAAAUGCCUGCUGUGAUCGUUGAAAAGGCCAAAGGAAACGGAGCACCAAGAUUAUUCUCAUUUUCCGACACGUUUACACAGCGCUUCCAGAACAAAAGUCCUUUCUUCUCUUGGUGUUGAACAGAACCAACGUUUCUGAAAUGCUUGAAACGACAUCAAUCCUGUCUGUCGACUGAAAAAAACCUAUUCAGUAUAUCGCGAACAUCGUCUUAUUAUUUGUUCUGUCUCUCUAUUCAGUCUCUUUUACUUUUAUUCCGCAUUACUACCUCUGUUUGAACAUCAGGUUCUAAUCUACCACUCGUAGAUUUUAUCGAUAACUACGUUUAACUUAUCUUGUAUCUAAAAUAUUUUCUUUUAAUUCGAAUAUAAACAUCAGUCAUAAUACGAUUAUAUAUUGUAUACAGUAAAUAUAUGUAAUGUUAAAGCAAUACUUUUCGAUAUGCUUCGCAUGGGAGAAACAGGUAUGAAAAAAA
Molecule: messenger RNA, 2080 nt
Organism: Dufourea novaeangliae
Lineage: Eukaryota; Metazoa; Arthropoda; Insecta; Hymenoptera; Halictidae
Gene: Pi4KIIalpha
Product: phosphatidylinositol 4-kinase type 2-alpha
Exons: 6
Coding region: 291-1727 (478 amino acids)
Biological process (GO): phosphatidylinositol phosphate biosynthetic process; endosome organization; Golgi organization
Cellular component (GO): trans-Golgi network; lysosomal membrane; plasma membrane
Molecular function (GO): 1-phosphatidylinositol 4-kinase activity
Source: RefSeq, a predicted model, not a curated record